AUGGCCUGUUUUGGCCCAACUCAUGCCUCUCAUGGCCCACCCAGAAGUGUGAGCUCCUGCCUCACACUCGCCCCUCUGGGCCGAGGUCGUCCGUCAUGCCAGCCCAUUGGGGCCCAUCUCAUGCCUCUCAUGGCCUCACCAGGCCCAGCCCCUGCCUGUGGGCAGCCUCUCCAGGGCCAGCCUCUACCUCGCAGUGGGCCCUCUCCGGGCCCGCCUCUUGACUCGUUGUGGCCCCUUGGGCCAAGCGCCCUCUGCAGGCCCCCACAUCGUCCUGAAGGCCUCUCCAGACCCAGCUCCGGCCUCUUGGUGGCCUCUCCAGGCACAACAUGGGACCUCAAGUGGGCCCCUCCAGGGUCAGCUCCUGCCUCCCAUAGGCCUAUAGAGGCCCAUUCUCAGCCUCCCUCGUGGCAGCCUCUCCAGGCCCAGCCCUUCCCCUUCCUCAUGGCUGCAUGGACAGGCCCGACUGCUGCCUCACAACAAGCAAUCUCUGUGGGCUCAGCUCCUGCCCAGCUCCCUCCAGCCUUUGCCCACCUUCUGCCUCUGGGUGCCCUGCACCGACCCAGCUCCGGCUGCUCACAGCGGUUUUCCCGGGUUCAGGUUUCUGCCUGCGUGCCUCUCAGCAGCCCCGACACGCCCAGCUCCUCCCACACCGUGGCCUGUUUCAGCCCAACUCAUGCCUCUUGCGGCCUGCCCAGAGGUGUGAGCUCCUGCCUCACACUGGCCUCUGUAGGCAAGAUCCUCCCUCACACCAGCCCAGUGGGGCCCAGCUCAUGCCUCUCGUGGCCUCUCCAGGCCCAGCCGCUGUGA
This is a messenger RNA of Mandrillus leucophaeus (drill), 807 nucleotides long. RefSeq lists its product as uncharacterized. The record is from RefSeq and is a predicted model, not a curated record. NCBI's taxonomy places the organism in Eukaryota, Metazoa, Chordata, Mammalia, Primates, Cercopithecidae.